Messenger RNA from Coregonus sp. 'balchen', 14685 nucleotides. The record is from the annotation of a GenBank genome assembly. Lineage: Eukaryota; Metazoa; Chordata; Actinopteri; Salmoniformes; Salmonidae.
AUGUACAGCAUGCAGUCAGUGAACUAUGAAGAAGUGAAACAGUUCCAGUUCCAAAUUCAGGCCACAUACCCUGGUGUUCCUCCACUAAGCAGCAAGGUCACUGUCAACGUUUUUAUUGUGGAUGAGAAUGACAACAGUCCUGUGAAUCUCCCGCCUUAUUCUGACCACGGCUCCGUUAAUUCUGAGAACAUUCCCUAUUCUGCUGAAGCGGACAAAUUGGAACCAGCAAUGAACACCACACACCCUGACGGGAGCUGGUCUUACUCCAAAUCUACCCAGCAGUAUGACGUGUGUUUAGCUCUGACAGACUGAAGAGUGAGUGAGUAGAUUUCCCCACGCCAUUUCCACCUGCUGAUGCUGAGCUGAUCAGUAUUAAUGGUGGGGACACAGAUGCUUCCCAACACUAUAUUAGCAUAUUCUAUAUCAUUCUACUAAUAGUGUUUUGAAACAGUUACUUACAUGUGCCUGUAAGGCAUUGUUGUUAUGUUUUUAUCUUUGCUGCUAAUUAAUAGGCAAAAGAUCCAACCAAAGAUCCAGGUUUGGAAAGAGGAUUGUUUUGCACUGGUUUGAGAGUAGGCACAUAUGAACAUUUGCAAUCCCACCUGUGCUAGAGUAGCUACCAGGAACUAUUGACUACGCUGUAAAAACAAACAAACAAACAAACAAAUAAUCCUGUUGUUUUUAAGGUAACUUACUGGCAGCCGUUACCUGUAAAUUACUGUAAAAGUAUGUUAGCGUAAAUUCCAAAGACAUUUGGUUUAACAGUAUAUUAUGACCCUUUCUCUUCAGAAAAAGGCUGACUGUUUUCAUGUUUCAACGCUGGGAGUCGCUGUUGACCAUGAUAGAAAUGCACCUGACUGAAAUCCUGGGCUCCUCCUGUCCUUAGCUACAUGGUGUCUAUAUGUAGGCUAGCAUAGCAGUGGAGCCUUUGUUGAAGAACACAUUUAAAUACUUUGAGGUACAGAUAAAUCGUCUGGGUGGAAUGUCGUGAAUUUUUAGUUCUACUCCUACCUAGUUUUCAAUCUGAUCAAUUUUGGAUUACUCUGGAUUACGGUGUCAAGGAGCUGAGCAGCGAUGGGUUUGUGUGACCGUAGGAUACGUGUUUGGAUACAGUGUUUUGUGCUUCUUUAUUCAUGGGGAUUGUGUUCCGGACAGACCAUCUACUCGGUGUCAGAGGAGGUGGAUAAAGGCACAGCUGUUGGAAAUAUCGCCAAAGACCUCAAUCUAAAUGUGCAAGAUCUGGAAUCAAGAGGAUUUGAGAUUGUAACAGGAUCGAAUAAGAGGUAUUUUGACAUAAACCGGGAGUCUGGGCUUCUGUUUGUCAAUGAAAGAAUCGACAGGGAGAUGCUGUGUCAGAAUUCAGUCAAAUGUUUUGUAAAUGUUGAAGCAAUUUUGAAAAAUCCAACUAAUCUCCAUCACAUUGAGGUUAACAUUAUAGACAUAAACGACAAUGCACCUUCAUUCCGAAACUCAAUUCAUAUCUUCAAUAUUACUGAAUAUGCCUCUCCAGGAGAGAGAUUUUCUUUGCCUAAAGCUCAGGACAUGGAUGUCGGCAGUAACUCUGUGAAAACCUACAAGCUGAGUCCAAAUGAACACUUCUCCCUGGAUGUACAGAGCGGUGGCGAGCAGAUGUUUGCUGAGCUAGUGUUACAGAAACCUUUAGACCGAGAGAAACAGGCUGUGAUUAAGUUGAUAAUGACUGCUGUUGAUGGAGGAAAACCUCCUAUUUCCGGGACACUACAGAUUAUUGUCAACGUUAUUGAUGUAAACGAUAAUUCCCCAUUUUUCAGCGAACAACUCUACAAAGUUCAAGUUCCUGAGAAUGUCCCAAGUGGAGCAACAAUUCUUACUCUAAAUGCGACUGAUUUUGAUGAGGGUGUAAACGGAGAUAUAGUUUAUUCUUUAACGACAAACGAAGAUUCAAAAAAUACAGAAAUGUUCUCCAUUGAUCCACAGUCGGGAGUUGUCAUCUCUAAAGGCAAAAUAGACUAUGAGGAAAGUACCGCAUUUGAGAUUCGUGUACAGGCUAAGGACAGGGGUCUCCCUCCUCGUAGCAAGCAGUGUAAAGUCUUAGUUGAAGUGCUUGACGUGAAUGACAAUGCUCCAGAGAUAGCUGUAACAUCACACAUGGGCGCAGUGAAAGAGGACUCUCUAAUUGGCACCGUUGUCGCGUCCAUAAAUGCAAUAGAUAAAGAUGGAGGUAAAAAUGGACAUGUUAUGUGUGCCAUAGUGGGAGACGUUCCUUUUAAACUGCUCUCUACUUAUAAUAACUAUUAUUCUGUUGUAGUGGACGGACCUCUAGACAGAGAGAGAACUUCGCAGUAUAAUGUCACGGUCAGUGCUAAAGAUGAGGGCACCCCACCUCUCUUCAAUACCACUGUUAUUACAGUUCAGGUUUCUGAUGUGAAUGACAACCCACCUCGCUUUUCAGAACCCAUAAUAAACGUUUUUGUAAAGGAGAAUAGUGCCGUGGGAGUUUUAAUUUUAAGCUUGACUGCAAGUGAUCCCGAUGUCAAUGAGAAUGCUCAAGUUGCGUAUUCGAUGCUGGAAACUAGCAACAACAUCCCUUUGUCUAUGAUGAUAAACAUUAACUCUUUAACUGGUGAGAUUUAUAGCAUGCAGUCUUUUAACUUUGAAGAAGUAAAAAAGUUCCAAUUUCAAGUUCAGGCCACAGACUUCGGUGUUCCUCCACUAAACAGCAACGUCACUGUCAACGUUUUUAUCCUGGAUGACAAUGACAACAGUCCUGUGCUUCUCCCGCCUUAUUCUGACCACGGCUCUGUUCAUUCUGAGAACAUUCCCUAUUCUGCUGAAGCGGGCUACUUUGUGGCCAAGAUCAGGGCUGUAGACGCCGACUCUGGUUAUAAUGGGCUCCUUUCUUAUCACAUCGCUGAACCAAAGGGGACCAAUCUCUUCAGAAUUGGAACCAGCAAUGGAGAAAUAAGGACUAAGAGACGAAUGAGUGACAAUGACUUAAAAACUCACCUGUUAGUCAUUUUGGUGUCUGAUAAUGGAGAACCGUCCCUGUCUGUGACUGUGUCUAUUGAUGUUGUGGUCUUUGAAAGUACAGGUGACAUGCAGACAACUUUCAGGCAACUGCCUGUAAAGGAGGAACGUUUCUCAGAUUUAAAUCUGUAUCUGCUUAUUGCCAUUGUGUCAAUAUCAGUGAUAUUUAUACUGAGCCUCAUCAGUUUAAUAGCUGUAAAGUGCCACAGGACAGACGGCAGAUUCAGCAGGUACAGCGCCCCAAUGAUCACCACACACCCUAACGGGAGCUGGUCUUACUCCAAAUCUACUCAGCAGUAUGAGGUGGGUUUUAGCUCCGAUACACUGAAGAGUGACGUGGUAGUUUUCCCCACACCGUUUCCACCUGCUGAUGGCGAGCUGAUCAGUAUUGAUGGAGGGGACACUUUCCAAAGGACACGAACUCUCCCUAACACAGAGAAGGUAAGGGCAACUAUUAUUAUUAUUUUUUAUUGCGUUGUGUCGUUUUUUUCCACUGAAAGAUUAUUAUUAUCUUGCUUGCACUUUGUAUAUAUUUUCUUAAAUAUGUAAAUAAAUAAAAAAUAUUGCACGAAUUAAAUCCUAUAUUACUUACUGAAACUGUUCAAAUUGUAUUGGUGCGGUUUUGGUUAGGUAAAAAGAAGCUCAAAAUCAAUCAAUGAGGUACUGUAUAAAGCGUCACUAUUCAGCAUCAUGGACAGCGACAUACGGCUGCUUUGAUUAGUGUCAGUCUCAUUCCUGCUCACAUGUUUUCUCGAUUAAAUUGAUGCAAUGUUAUUAAUAUUCUCCUCUAUUAUAUAAAUAUACGAACCUGUCGAAAUAUAGUAGUUCGGUUGUUUAUUGUAGAAGCAACAACUGGUAAAGACAAAAAUGUAUGUGUACACCAUAGAAUGUAAGAGCUCUUGGUGUCGCUGUAGACCGUGAUUAUAUUCAGCUGACUGCUAUAUAAUAUAUAAUCAUUCCUCCCCUAACUCCCACUGCUGAAGGUAGAGUCAGGGGAUGCACUUUAGAUAGGCCUGUAUGUAGAAACAACCGUGGAAUACUAGAGAUUUGUCUUGUAAAACGCGAUCUUAGCAAUAUUACGAAUCUACUGUAAACAACUCACAGAAUAAUCAGACGGUCAGUACAUUGUGGAUAUUGUUGGAUUCGGAUUCUGCUGCUUCUUUGUUUAUGGCAUUUAUCUUCCGGUCAGAUCGUCUAUUAUGUCUCAGAGGAGGUGAACAAGAGAACCGUUAUUGGGAAUAUAGCCAAGGACCUGAAUCUCAAUUUUCAGGAACUUGAGUCCCAUAUGCUUCAGAUUGUAUUUUGUUGUGAACCUAAAAACUGGCGUCCUAUUGGUGAAUGAGAGAAUCGACCUGGAGGAGCUUUGUGAGACCAAUCAGAAGUGUUCUUUAAAUGUGCAGGCCAUUGCGCACAAUCCUCUAAACAUUUUUCGUGUUGAAAUAGAGACACUGGAUAUAAAUGAUAAUGAACCUAAUUUCUUGGUAAAUUCACUGGCAUUAAAUGUUUACGAAAACGCUGCUGCGGGAGAGCGAUUUCUUCUGCCAGUGGCUGAGGAUGCGGAUGUGGGCCGAUGUGGCCAGUAUUAAUGGAGGAGAUACUGUUCAAAGGACUCAAACUCUGCCAAACAGUGAGAAGGUAAGGACAACUUUUCAUAAUAAAUAUUUUUUGUCAUUGAGUUUAGAUGUAUUUUUUUUACUGACAAAUUGUUAUCAUCUUGCGUGUAUAUUCUACACAUUCUUCUUAAUUUGAAUCCCUUCUAACUUGACGAGAGAGUACAACUUGUGUGGGUAUGUUUAGGUUAGGUCAAAUCCAGCUUUGAAUGCUGUGGUGUUUAGCGUUUCAAUUCAGCUCUAUGGACAGCGACAUACGACUACUUGCAUUGGUUUGUGUCAGACUCGUUCAUACUAACAUGUUUUCUGCAGCACGGUUGUUUCGUAUUAUUUUUGAACCUGUCAAAAUAUUAUAGUUUUUUGGGUUGUUUAUUGUAGAAGUAACAACCAGUAUAGACAUGCACAUGCCUGCGCUUAAUUUAUGCUAAAUAGUUAUCCGCAGUCUCUAGUGCCAGGGGUAGUUUCGAAAGCCCUUUGUUCCAUAUUGACAUGUGCUAGCAAGUCUCUCACUCUACAUGAUGUAUUUGGUCGUGUUUGCAAUGUCGCAGAACUCUUAAUCGUUUUGGAUACUCAUGCGUAUUACGCAUGACCAACCCAGCUUUUUUAUAGUUCGAAGAUGCGUUCUUGUUAUAGUUGUAUCCUUUUAUUUGAAAUAGUACUCUUUAAAAGGUUGAUUUUGGCCACAAUUGGUUUGUUAACAGUGACGGUGGUGUAAUUGACACAUAACAGAUUAGUUUUGUCAAUAGUAUUUAUGCUGUAGCCUAUACAUACAGAAAACACAGGAUGUCGCUGUUGACCAUGAUAAUUAUUAAUAGGAGGAUUAAUGCUGGACUCCUUCUCUAGUGAAUACCAAAAAGGGAAUCGAGUUGAAACCAGUUUUUUGUUUUGGGAGGAGAGGGAAAUUAUAGUUUGUCUUUUUGUCCGAGAUCACUUUGGUUAUACUAGCACGGACUAGCAGAGCCUGCAUUAGGCUAUGCACAUUUUUCCCCUUUGAGUAUUGUUGUAAUUAGCGCUUACUUGUACAGCGAUGGGCCUGUGCGACCACAGAAGACGUGUUAGGAUACGAUAUAUUCUGCUGCUUUGUUCAUGGGGAUUGUGUUCUAGACAGUUCGUGUAUUCCGUCUCAGAGGAGGUGGAUAAAGGCACAUUUGUUGGAAAUAUAGCUAAAGACCUAAAUCUAAAGUUGAAAGAACUGGUUUCGAGAGAGAUUCAGAUUGUAAGGAGAUAUUUUGAUGUCGACGUGAAGACGGGUAAUCUUUUUGUCAAUGAGAGAAUUGACGGAGAAGCCCUCUGCCCAAACUCAGUAAAAGGCUCCUAUUGAUGUUGAGGCGAUAUUGAAUAAUCCUAUUUAUAUACAUCGUAUUGAAGUUAACAUUGUGGACAUAAAUGACAACCCGACAUCAUUUGCGGAGCGCAUCCACGUUGUCAAUAUGACUGAAUCCGCCUUUCCAGGGGACAGAUUUCCUUUACCGUUCACCAGUGAUGCGGAUGUUGGAAGUAACUCUGUAAAAACCUACAAACUGAGUCCAAACGAACUCUUCUCUCUGGAUGUACAGAGCGGUGGCGAGCAGUGUGUCUGCUGAGUUAGUGCUACAGAAAGCUUUAGACCGAGAGAAACAGGAUGCGAUAAAGCUUGUACUGACUGCUGUUGAUGGAGGAAUACCUCCACGAUCCGGAACUCAACAGAUAGUAAUUCACGUAAUAGAUGCGAACGUAAAUACUCCGACUUUCUCCAAACCUCUCUAUCAAGUGCAAGUGUCAGAAAAUGUUGCAUUUGGAACAUAAUUCUAACUUUAAACGCAACAGACUUAGACAAGGGGGUGAACGGUGAAAUUGAAUACUCAUUCACUGGGAAAGGAGAAAUGGGCCCUCAACAUGUCUUUAAACUCAACCAGCAUACUGGUGAAUUAACAGUAAAAGGGCGUUUGGAUCACGAGGAAAACCCUUCAUUUGAAAUCCGUGUACAAGCAAAAGAGAAGGGUAAUCCACGAAGGAGUGCCUAUUGCAAAGUCAUAAUUGAAAUACUUGAUAUGAAUGACAAUUCCCCAGAGAUAAUAGUGACGUCACCUCCUGUCGCAUUGCAAGAGGAUGCUAAGAAAGGAACAGUUGUGGCUUCAAUAAAUGUGCGUGACAAAGAUGGUUGAAAAAAUUGACUCAUCAAGUCCGAAGUAAUCGGAGAUGUUCCUUUUAAAUUACAGUCAUCUUAUAAAAACUAUUACUCUAGUUGUAGACGGGCCUCUGGACAGAGAGAGUGCAUCUCUUUAUAAUGUAACUAUUAAAGUCACAAAUGAAGGGACCUCACCUCUCUCCAGCGCUAGUGUUAUUAUGUACACAUUUCUGAUGUGAAUGACAACGCGCCAAGCUUUCCAGAGCCCAUAAUGAUCGUGUAUAUCUAUGAGAAUAGUACAGUGGGGUUCCUGUUGGCAGCGUGACAGCGAAUCACCCUGAUAUCGAUGAAAACUCUACAUUUACUUACGCACUGGAGAAAUAUACAGCUUGCAGUCAUUUAACUACGAGGAGAUAAAAACAUUCCAGUUCCACGUUCAGGCCACAGACUCUGGUGUUCCUCCACUAAGCAACAAUGUCACUGUUAAAGUUUUUAUCCUGGAUGAGAAUGACAACUGUCCUGUGAAUCUCCCGCCUUAUUCUGACCACGGCUCUGUUCAUUCUGAGAACAUUCCAUAUUCUGCUGAAGCGGGCUACUUUGUGGCCAAGAUCAGUGCUGUAGACGCCGACUCUGGUUAUAAUGGGCUCCUUUCUUAUCAUAUCUCUGAACCAAAGGGGACCAAUCUCUUCAGAAUUGGAACCAGCAAUGGAGAAAUAAGGACUAAGAGACGAAUGAGUGACAAUGACUUAAAAACUCACCCGUUGGUCAUUCUGGUGUCUGAUAAUGGAGAACCUUCCUUGUCUGUGACUGUGUCUAUUGAUGUUGUGGUCUUUGAAAGUACAGGUGACAUGCAGACAACUUUCAGGCAACUGCCUGUAAAGGAGGAGAGUAUAUCAGAUUUAAAUCUGUAUCUGCUCCUCGCCAUUGUGUCAGUAGCAGUGAUAUUUAUACUGAGCCUCAUCAGUUUAAUAGCUGUAAAAUGCCACAGGUCAGAAGGCAGUUAAAGCAGGUACAGCGCCCCAAUGAUCACCACACACCCUGACGAGAGCUGGUCUUACUCAGUAUGAAUGGAGCGGACACUUUUAAAAGAACACACACGCUUCCAAAUAGUGACAAGGUAAGCUAUUGUUUUCUUUAAUGACCCCAUAUUCAAAACCGUGAUUGUAACCUGGUGUUUUUGGUGUGUUUCUAUUGUGGAUUUCGGUAAUCUUGUUUAGGCCUAACUUCAGUUAUCUCGAAGGUAGGCCUAUAUUGGCCUUUUAGGUAACGAAAUGUGACUUGCCAGUAGGAAGUUAUAUUUAUGUAAGUAGUUUUGUAUUAUCUAUAAUUUUAGGAGAUUCGUUUUUGGAUUAUUGUAGUUGAUAAAAAUUACGCCAUUAAGAGGAGUUAUUCAAGCAUCCAUUCAGCACCACGGACAGCGACUCGGUUCGGCAUGCGCUUAUCACUUCUCAGUUGCGUAAAUAGGUCUUGUAGCAUUCUCCUUUAUCCUUAAAAAAUAUAUUUUACAAUGCAUUUCAUUUUGUCAGACUAUGUUUAGGCUACCAGUCGUUAAACAGCAGAGAUCAGUGGCGAUUUUAGCAUGUACAGUGGGGAGAACAAGUAUUUGAUACACUGCCGAUUUUGCAGGUUUUCCUACUUACAAAGCAUGUAGAGGUCUGUAAUUUUUAUCAUAGGUACACUUCAACUGUGAGAGACGGAAUCUAAAACAAAAAUCCAGAAAAUCACAUUGUAUGAUUUUUAAGUAAUUAAUUUGCAUUUUAUUGCAUGACAUAAGUAUGUGAUACAUCAGAAAAGCAGAACUUUAAUAUUUGGUACAGAAACCUUUGUUUGCAAUUACAGAGAUCAUACGUUUCCUGUAGGUCUUGACCAGGUUUGCACACACUGCAGCAGGGAUUUUGGCCCACUCCUCCAUACAGACCUUCUCCAGAUCCUUCAGGUUUCGGGGCCAACAGUUGUUGCCUUCUCACCAAGCUGCUUGCCUAUUGUCCUGUAGCCCAACCCAGCUUUGUGCAGGUCUACAAUUUUAUCCCUGAUGUCCUUACACAGCUCUCUGGUCUUGGCCAUUGUGAAGAGGUUGGAGUCUGUUUGAUUGAGUGUGUGGACAGGUGUCUUUUAUACAGGUAACGAGUUCAAACAGGUGCAGUUAAUACAGGUAAUGAGUGGAGAACAGGAGGGCUUCUUAAAGAAAAACUAACAGGUCUGUGAGAGACGGAAUUCUUACUGGUUGGUAGGUGAUCAAAUACUUAUGUCAUGCAAUAAAUGCAAAUUAAUUACUUAAAAAUCAUACAAUGUGAUUUUCUGGAUUUUUGUUUUAGAUUCCGUCUCUCACAGUUGAAGUGUACCUAUGAUAAAAAUUACAGACCUCUACAUGCUUUGUAAGUAGGAAAAUCUGCAAAAUUGGCAGUGUAUGAAAUACUUGUUCUCCCCACUGUACAUCUUGGUGGGGCAAAAAAUAAAAAAAUAAUUGGGGGAUGCAUGCCAGCAAAGCCACUACACAACACACCACAACACUAAACAUUACAUUCAUUGCACUAUAACGGUGAAAAACGGUGCCCACAAACUGUUAGGGCCUACAUAAAGCUGUUCCAACAGCAGUCCCAACAUCUUACCACUGCUACACCUGGCUAUCAGCAGAGCCUUUUCUGGCAGCGAAACAGUUAAUUCAGCCUCAAUCCGUAAUUUCGAUUAAGACAUUAAUGAGUGAGCUAGGAUAGAUGUAGUCAAUAUAACAAUUUGUUCAGCACUUUUGAAAUGUACAGCGACAUCAUUCAGAACAUGUGCUGUUCUUACAGUAUUCUCUCUGUACACCAAGUCAGAACCGUAGGAUAAAUAAAGGGGGCAUAUAAGCAGACAAUGAAAGCUCUUACAAUACUUGACGAUUACAUUUCUCUAAAACAGACUAUAGGCUACAUGUGCACCACCAAGUCAGAACAGUAGGCUAAGUUAUGAGGGGAAAAUUGACCAAAUUAUUAGGGUGAGGCACAUGGGCUACUAACAGCUUACUACCCAACAUACACUUAGUAUUACUUUCUUAGCUACAGUACAAAUAUCUCCCUGGGAUAUUACAUCAUUUAUGCAGCAGUAUACAAGACACCUUUGGUCUCACCUUGUUGUGCUGUGCUCACUUGAACAGGAAGGUGUCGCGGAGGUCCUUCAUGGGCAAAUUUUGUCAUCAAACUUUGUCAUCAGAGUCUGGCAUUCUCUGGAUUUAUGGUGUUUUCAAGACAACGGGGAACUCUGAAAAAAAACAAGGUAUAAUCAUGAUGACAUCAGUGAUCUUCAGGAUGGAGCUCUAGAAAGAGGCCCGAGAUCCCGACUUGCAAUUCCGAGUUGGAUGUCCGUUCAAAACGUAUUUUCCCAGUCAGAGCAUGUUUUUUUCAGAGUUCCCAGUUGUCUUGAACUCACUGAAGUUUGAGAUUUCCCAGUUCUGAGUUUCCAGUUGUUUUGAGCGCGGCAGAAAUCAUGCUGGAUUGACAGCAUGGCCAUUGUUGAAUGUUUAUCAUUUUAAGCUUGGAAAAGAGACCCUUAAACCCAAACGUGGACCACACACCCACUCCACUGAAUAGCAGGCUAGUGAUUGCUUUGCAAUGCUUGCAGUUAGCCACUAAUUCCUUCCAAACCACUCAUUGUUGAAUUUGCAAUUUCCAACUUGUUGAGUAAUGUUUUUGUCCAAUUGCCGAUGAGCACCAAUAUGUUUUAUCUAUAAUUUAUCUUCCCAUGACAAGGAUUGAAAAGGAUUUGCCAGUAGAUUGUCGACUUGAUUCAUGAUGAUGACUGCUAGCUUGUUAGCUAAGAUUUUGGAAGUAUGAUGUUGUGAUCAGUCCAAUCAAAGCUACUGUAGAUAUAACGUGAUUUUACAUAAUUUUAUCUGUGGCCAAUGAUGAGCCUUCUUGGAUGGGCACUUCUAAUGUAACUGUCACGCUCUGGCUCUAGGGACUCUUUUAAGUUGAGCCAGGGUGUGUAGAGUUUAUGUUUUGUGCUCGUUGUGUCUAGUCUAGUUUUUAUAUAUCUAUGUUGGCCAGAGUGGUUCUCAAUCAGAGGCAACGAGUAUCAGCUGUUGCUGGUUGUCUCUGAUUGGGAACCAUAUUUAGUCAGGUGUUUUCCCACAGUGUUUGUGGGAUCUUGUUCCGUGUUGGUUUGUGUUUUGCACCUGUGGACGUCACGUAUCGAUUUGUUGUUUUGUUCGUGUAUCAUUUAAUAAAUAAGUAUGUUCACCUUCCACGCUGCGCCUUGGUCCUCUAUAUCCGACGAUCGUGACAGAAGAUCCCACCAAUACAGGACCAAGCAGCGUGCCCAGGCAGGAGAGGAGAAGCGGCGCCAACCGGGCAGUCGUCGGACAGGCGAGGGGCACCCCCAAUAAAUUUUUAGGGGGGGGCACAUGGCAGGGACGACGGGGCCACUGGAGGCAGAUAAGGGGCGAGUUGGUGGACGAGGAGAGAAGGCCACCGGGUUACGGGAGCCAUUGGUGUAUAGAGGGAAGGAAAAUGUAGAGGCACGGCGAGAGGUACUGAAGUGUGUUGCCAGUCCGGUCCGGCCCGUUCCUGAUCCCUGUGUAAGGCCAGUGGUGUGUGUUCCCAGUACGUUCCAGCCUGUUCCUGUCCAUCGCGCCAAGCCUAUGGUGCGCGUCGCCAGCCCGGCCCGGCCUGUUCCUGCCCCUCGCACCAAGCCUAUGGUCACGUCGCCAGCCCGGCCCGGCCUGUUCCUGCUCCCCGCACCAAGCCAAUGGUGCGCGUCGCCAGCCUGGUCCGGCCUGUUCCUGCUCCCCGCACCAAACCUGUGGUGCGCAUCGCCAGCCCGUGCCCGUUUCACCGGUGCCUGGUCAGGUACCGGUCAGCUGCUCCACACCGGAGCCUGAGCAAUCCGCUCCACCGAAGUCCAGUCCAGCUCCAGCCAGUGGGGCUAGACCAGACCAGGGGCACUACGGGGGGGUUAGUAGAGGGUGGUGGUCAAGCCCGGAGCCGGAACCGCCUCCGAGGAGGAAUGCCCACCCAGCCCUCCCCUGUUCGGUGAUGUUUAGGCGCGGUCGCAGUCCGCGCCUUUAGGGGGGGGGGGGGGUACUGUCACGCCCUGGCUCUAGGGACUCUUUUAAGUUGAGCCAGGGUGUGUAGAGUUUAUGUUUUGUGCUCGUUGUGUCUAGUCUAGUUUUUGUAUAUCUAUGUUGGCCAGAGUGGUUCUCAAUCAGAGGCAACGAGUAUCAGCUGUUGCUGGUUGUCUCUGAUUGGGAACCAUAUUUAGUCAGGUGGUUUUCCCACAGUGUUUGUGGGAUCUUGUUCCGUGUUGGUUUGUGUUUUGCACCUGUGGACGUCACGUAUCGAUUUGUUGUUUUGUUUGUGUAUCAUUUAAUAAAUAAGUAUGUUCACCUUCCACGCUGCGCCUUGGUCCUCUAUAUCCGACGAUCGUGACAGUAACUUUAUGGCACACCCAAGGGACUUGGGAUUUUCGAGCUCUACCCUUAGACUUUGCAGUGAAGUAGUGUCCCCAUAAGUGACAGAACACUGAGCAAAUCACGGCACAACUAGAGAACAUUACCAACCCCUAUGCUCCGUAUUUUCCGCUGGCUGCCCCACCACCACAGAAAGCACUAAGUUAGGCUGAAACACCUGCAUUUUGGAGCUGCCUUACUCAAGAAAGCAAAAAAGAGACCAAGUUUGUAUGCGGCUUUAUUAACUAAAUUAUUUUAUUUAUUUAUUAUCAUUAUUUGCAAACUGAAAUGUGAAACAUAUUAAUGCCAAAAUAACAUGCUAAACAGGCUCUGCCCCACCUGCCCUGAAUGACGGGUCGCCAUUGGCAGAGAUGUAGGGCCACAUUAUUUUGUCUUUGAAAAAUAUUCCACAUGGUGUCACUACAGACCAUGAAUGCUGUAUAAAACCCCUCCACUCCUUGGACUCCGCCUCUCACAUAAUCUCUAAUCUCAUGUGACCAGUACAGAGGCCUCCUCCGUGAAAUGAAACACUGACGUGGACGAAACGAGGGUCCUUUUUUUCUGUAACAUCUGGGAAGCCAUAUGUUGCGUCAUAAAUUAUUUGAAUUUUAAGGACCACUGUGUUGCAUUGUUACCUGCUUGAGGAGACAAUGGCUAACUUUACAUCUUACUUCCACUCAUGGAUUUAUUUGUACUCGUAACUCCUGUGCUUCAUCAUGCAAGCGUUCUCCGAACAGAUUGUGUAUUUGAUUUCAGAGGAGGUAAAACAAGGUAAUUUGUUGGCAAUUUGGCUAAGGAUUUGAAUCUGAACGUACAAGAUAUGGAAUCGUGAUGUUUCAGAUCGUUUCUGCAUCAAAGAAGAGUAACGUCGAUGAAAAUCUGAAAACGGGAAUCUUUUUUGUGAGCGAGAGAGUUGACCAAAUGCUUGCUCGUGCUCUUUACAUCUAGAGGCCAUUGUUAACCAUCCCCUCAGCCUGCAUCGAGUGAAGAUAAAUGUUAUGGACAUCAAUGAUAAUCCGCCCACUUUUCAUGUGAAAGAACAGGUCUUUGAUAUAUCUGAGUCAGUGCUUCAGGUGCUAGGUUCUCGUUGAUGAGUGCUUUGGAUCCCGAUGUUGGAUCAAACGGGGUGAAAACCUACAACCUCAGUCCGAAUCAAUACUUCUCUUUGGAAGUACAGAGCGGUGGAGAGCAGAGUUUGUCUGCUGAGUUAGUGUUAAAGAAAGCGUUAGACCGAGAGAAACAGGCUCUUAUCAAGCUAGUAGUGACUGCCGCUGAUGGGGGAAAGCCUGCUCGAUCCGGGACAUUGGUAAUUGAAGUUAAUGUGCUGGAUAUUAAUGACAACAGUCCUGUUUUUAGCAGCCCACUUUACAAAGUACGUGUGUAUGAAAACGCAGCUCCAGGAACUAAGAUUUUAAUACUGAAUGCGACUGAUCUAGAUGAGGGUCCAAAUGGGGAGAUUUUGUAUCUUUUCAGCCGACAUUGUCAGGAAAACAAUCUAGAUACAUUUUAUAUUUGACGGUGACAUCAACGUUAAAGGAGUGAUCGAUUUUGAAGAAACUGCUUUUUAUAAAAUUAGGGCUGAGACCCUGGACAAAGGCCAAUCAGCAAUGGGUGCUCAUUGUAAAGUGUUGGAUGAAGUAGUUGACGUUAAUGACAACAUACCAGAGAUAAGUGUCACAUCAUUGUUACACGCAGUGAGGUAAGACUGGCACUGCUAUCGCACUAAUUAUUGUCAUAGAUAAAGAUGGAGGAAAUAAUGUAAACUGUAGAUUAAUGGGUGAAUCACCCUUUAACCUUCAAACUUCUUAUCGUAAUCACUACUCUGUUGUUCUCAACGGGGCAUUAGACAGAGAGAGAGUGCCUCACAAUACAAUGUUACUAUCUUAGCAACAGAUGAAGGAACCCCUCCUCUUUCUAGUGCAAGUGUUACCACGGUUUAUAUUUCUGAUGUUAAUGAUAACUCACAACGUUUUGCAGACAGUACCCUUAAUGUGUAUGUCAAGGAAACGCACCCGUUGGAACGCUAAUGUGCACUGUGUCCGCACACUAAUGAACAUGCCCAGGUAUCGUAUUCUGUCUUGGAUAACAACUCAAAGGGAGCUGCAGGUUCUCAUUUUGUCAAUAGUAACUCUUUAACUGGUGAACUUUACAGGUUGCAGUCUUUUAACUAUGAGGAGUUUAAAACGUUUGAGUUCCAAGUUCAGGCCACAGACUCUGGUGUUCCUCCACUAAGCAGCAAUGUCACUGGUAACAUUUUUAUCCUGGAUGAGAAUGACAACUGUCCUGUGAAUCUCCCGCCUUAUUCUGACCACGGCUCCGUUAUUUCUGAGAACAUUCCCUAUUCUGCUGAAGCAGGCUACUUUGUGGCCAAGAUCAGGGCUGUAGAUGCCGACUCUGGUUAUAAUGGGCUGCUUUCUUAUCACAUCUCUGAACCAAAGGGGACCAAUCUCUUCAGAAUUGGAACCAGCAAUGGAGAAAUACGGACUAAGAGUGACAAUGACUUGAGUUACAACUCACCCGUUGGUCAUUCUGGUAUCUGA